Messenger RNA from Dendronephthya gigantea, 1338 nucleotides. RefSeq lists its product as uncharacterized. The record is from RefSeq and is a predicted model, not a curated record. The transcript has a single exon. The coding region runs from base 1 to 1338 and encodes 445 amino acids. Lineage: Eukaryota; Metazoa; Cnidaria; Anthozoa; Malacalcyonacea; Nephtheidae.
AUGAGUCUAUUUUUUAUGGAAUUCUUUGAUCAUCUUGAAUCACUGUUACUAUGCAAGGAGGCCUUAAUGAUCUGUGGGGAUUUUAACAUUCAUGUUGACUCCAUUGAAGACCUUGAAGCAAUGAAAUUUUGUGAUUUAUUUGAGUCAGUUGGUUUGAAACAGCAUGUCCAAGAAGCCACACAUGUACAGGGCCAUGUCUUGGAUUUAAUUAUAAUGCGUGUUUCUGACUAUAUUAUUAUUAGUCAACCCAAGGUGGAUCGGUAUAUCUCAGGUCAUGCAUCUGUUGUCUGUAGUCUAGCCACAGCUAAACCUAUCCCAGGAAAACGUAAAGUUAGGUAUCUGAAAAUAAAAUCUGUUAAUCGUAAUGCCCUGAAACAGGACUUAGUGGCCUCUGGUUUGUGUACAACUUCAUAUGGCAGUUCAGACAAUAAGAUGCCUGAAGAAAUUGAUGCUCUUGUGAAUGAGUAUAAUUCUAUUCUGACUCGACUGACUGAAGAUCAUGCUCCAUUGAAAACUAAGAUAAUCAAAGCAAGAACAUCUGCUCCUUGGUACAGCGCCGAAAUUGACCUUGCAAAUGGACAACGUCGGAAGGCAGAGAGGAAAUGGCGAAAAAGUAAGUCGCUGACCGACUUUAACCUGUUUAAGACCAAAAAAAAUUAUGUGACACACUUAAUAAAUAAAGCACAAAGAGAAUAUUAUACUGAUUUUAUUAACCAAAACGGUGACAGUAAAUCUAAACUCUUUCGUGCAGUGAGAAGUCUCUUCAAUGCGAAUGGUGAGAUUUGUUUUCCCAAUUCAUCAGACAACACUUCGCUUUCAAAUGAUAUUUGUUCAUUUUUUGUCAGCAAGGUUGUGAGAAUCAGAGCUGAAAUUGACGCCAUGCUUCUUAAAUUACAGUUAAAUAAUACAGUACCUGAUGAUUUAAAGUUUACAUCACAGGGAGGUAAUGCCUUGACUUGCUUUCGGGAGCUUAGUCAGGAAGAAGUGAAAACAUUAGUUAUGAAAUCAUCUAAGAAGUACUGUUCUCUUGAUCCAAUGCCAAUGCCAUUGGUGAUGGAUUGCCUGGAUACAUUAUUACCGGAAGUUACGUAUCUUAUCAAUUCUUCUUUGGUUAAUGGUUACUUCCCUAAAAAUUGGAAAGAGGGAUUGUGGAAUCCAAUUUUUAAGAGAGCAGGACUUGGUGCUGUAUUUAAUAACUUACGCCCGAUUAGUUAUUUACAGUUUAUCUCGAAACUAACGGAGCAAGCUGUAUAUGAGCAGAUAUAUGAUCACUUGGUCUUGAAUGGUUUAUUUCUAGAAUUACAGUCGCCCUACUUAACAUGGACCGCCAACAUGUGA